AUGCCAUGUGCCCAGAGGAGCUGGCUUGCAAAGCUCUGGGUGGUGGCCCAGCUCCUGCCCUUGGGGACCCUGGGCGAUGGGGGGUCGCCUCUGCCCCGCCCCGUGCGCUUUCCCGACAAGAGGCAAGAGAGUUUCAUCAAGACUCUGCCUGAGUACCACGUAGUGGGUCCUGUUCAAGUAGAUGCGAGUGGGCGUUUUCUGUCCUAUGGUUUACAGCACACCAUCACCAGCCACAGAAGAAGGAGAGAUGCGGGAAGCCCAGAGAUGCGGGUGUACUAUAAAAUUGCCCAUGAAGACAAGGACCUGUUUUUCAACUUGACAGUCAAUGAGGAAUUUCUUUCCAAAAGCUACAUUGUAGAGAGGAGAUAUGGGAACCUGUCCCAUGUGAAGAUGGUGGCUUCCUCAGGCCCCCCCUGUCAUCUCUGGGGUACAGUUCUGUACCAGGGUAGCAGGAUAGGGACCGCAGCCCUCAGUUCCUGCCAUGGACUGACUGGAUUUUUUCACCUACCACAUGGAGACUUCUUCAUUGAGCCCAUCCAAAAGCAUCCACUAGCUGAGGGAGGUUACUACCCACACAUAGUUUACAGGAGGAAGAGCUGGAAGGUUGCUGAGGUGGAGGAGCCCUCCUGUGGAUUAAAUGAUAGUCUUGGCACCUCCCAGAAGCAAGAGUUACAACGGGAGAAAUGGGAAAGAAAUAACUUGCAAAGCAGAAGCCUUUCCCGGCGUUCCAUAAGCAGAGAGAGAUGGGUGGAGACUCUGGUGGUGGCUGACACGAAGAUGGUUGAAUAUCAUGGGAGUGAGAAUGUGGAGUCCUAUAUCCUCACCAUCAUGAACAUGGUCACUGGAUUGUUUCAUAACCCAAGCAUUGGCAAUGCAGUUCACAUAGUUGUAGUUCGGCUCAUUCUGCUUGAAGAAGAAGAGCAAGGGUUAAAAAUAGUGCACCAUGCUGAGAAGACACUGUCCAGCUUCUGCAAGUGGCAGAAGAGCAUCAAUCCCAAGAGUGACCUCAGCCCUGCCCAUCAUGAUGUGGCCGUCCUUCUCACCAGAAAAGACAUCUGUGCUGGUGUCAAUCGCCCUUGUGAGACCCUCGGUCUGUCACACCUGUUGGGAAUGUGCCAGCCUCACCGGAGUUGUAACAUCAACGAAGACUCUGGACUCCCCCUGGCUUUCACAAUUGCACAUGAGCUGGGGCACAGCUUUGGCAUCCAGCAUGAUGGAAAAGAAAAUGACUGUGAGCCAGUGGGCAGGCACCCAUACAUCAUGUCCCGCCAGCUCCAAUACAAUCCUGCCCCACUGACGUGGUCCAAGUGCAGCAAGGACUACAUUACCCGCUUCCUGGACCGAGGUUUGGGGUUCUGUCUUGAUGAUGUUCCCCAAAAGAAAGGCUUGAAGUCCAAAGUCAUUGCCCCUGGAGUGAUCUAUGAUGUUCAUCACCAAUGCCAACUGCAAUAUGGUCCCAAUGCUACCUUCUGCCAGGAAGUAGAAAAUGUUUGCCAGACCCUGUGGUGCUCAGUGAAAGGCUUUUGUCGCUCUAAGCUGGAUGCUGCUGCAGAUGGGACACGGUGUGGCGAGAAGAAGUGGUGUAUGGCUGGUAAAUGCAUCACAGUGGGGAAGAAGCCAGAGAGCAUUCCCGGAGCUUGGGGUGGCUGGUCCUCCUGGUCCCACUGUUCCAGAACUUGUGGGGCUGGAGCCCAGAGUGCAGAGAGACUCUGCAACAGCCCUGAACCAAAGUUUGGAGGAACAUACUGCACUGGAGAAAGAAAGCGGUACCGCCUAUGCAAUGUUCAUCCCUGCCGCCCAGAUGCACCAACAUUUCGGCAAAUGCAGUGCAGUGAGUUUGACACUGUUCCCUACAAGAAUGAAUUCUAUCGCUGGUUCCCAGUUUUUAAUCCAGCCCAUCCCUGUGAGCUCUACUGCCGACCCAUAGAUGGCCAGUUUUCCGAGAAAAUGCUGGAUGCUGUCAUUGAUGGUACCCCAUGUUUUGAAGGUGGAAACAGCAGAAAUGUCUGUAUUAAUGGCAUGUGUAAGACCGUAGGCUGUGACUACGAGAUCGAUUCCAAUGCCACGGAGGAUCGCUGCGGUGUGUGCCUCGGGGAUGGCUCUACGUGCCAGACCGUGAGGAAGAUGUUUAAGCAGAAAGAAGGAUCUGGUUAUGUUAACAUCGCACUCAUUCCAAAAGGAGCAAGGGACAUACGGGUCAUGGAGAUUGAGGGAGCUGGAAACUUCUUAGCCAUCAGGAGUGAAGACCCAGAAAAGUAUUACCUCAAUGGAGGAUUUAUUAUCCAGUGGAAUGGGAACUAUAAGUUGGCCGGGACUGUCUUUCAGUAUGACAGGAAAGGAGAGCUGGAGAAGCUGAUGGCCACAGGUCCCACCAAUGAAUCAGUAUGGAUUCAGCUUCUCUUCCAGGUGACUAACCCUGGCAUUAAAUAUGAGUACACAAUACGGAAGCAUGGCCUUGACCAAGAUGCAGAGCAGCGGGUGUACUUCUGGCAUUACGGCCCCUGGACAGGGUGCAGUGUCACGUGUGGAACAGGUAUCCGCCGCCAGACUGCCCACUGCAUGAAGAAGGACCAUGGGAUGGUGAAAGCUACAUUUUGUGAUCCAGACACACAGCCCAAUGGGAGACAGAAGAAGUGCUAUGAAAAGGAUUGUCCGCCCAGGUGGUGGACAGGGGAGUGGGAAGCCUGUUCCACCACGUGUGGCCCCCAUGGAGAGAAGAAGCGAAUCGUGCUGUGCAUCCAGACCAUGGGCUCUGAUGAGCAGGCGCUCCCCACUGCAGACUGCCAGCACCUGCUGAAGCCCAAGGCCCUCGUCUCCUGUAACAGAGAUGUCCUGUGUCCAUCAGACUGGACUGUGGGCAACUGGAGUGAGUGCUCUGUUUCCUGUGGUGGUGGGGUACGGAUUCGCAGUGUCACCUGUGCCAAGAACCAGGAUGAGCCUUGUGACGCAAGGAAGAAACCCAACAGCAGGGCUCUGUGCGGCCUCCAGCAAUGCCCAUCAACCAGGAGAAAUCUGAAAACCACCAAAGGCGGGGUUCCCAGCUGGAGGAAUCCACUGAUGUCCAGUACUCCCCCAACGCCCAGCCCUAGGCUACUGAUCACACCCACAGGGACUGCACCUGUGGGUACCAGUGCACUGACCACCCCCAGCCCAGCUCUGACCACAGCCCCCACAGACGACCUGGUUGGGGGACAGAGCCGCAACAGUUCCACCCCCACAGAACUGGAUCCCAAUGAUGUCCUUCCCACCAGAAGCACUUCCCAGCCGACUCUCACAUCCAGGCCUUUGAGUCUCCAGACGAAUGACAAGAACGUUUCCGGUUCAGGUGACGGGCCUCCCUCCCUGGGAGAUCUUAAAGCCACAACAAUGAGUGGUGCCGACUUGGUCUCUUCCAGCAACCCCCCUACUUGGCCGGUAACUCCAUUUUAUGGCAACUUGACCAAGGAGCCAGAAAUAGAGAUACAAAGUGGCUCAGGAGAAGACAGUGAAGUAUUGAAAAACAAAAAUGAAAGCAGCUCUGUCACCUGGACCAAAAUCAGCACCUCUGGAAGUGUGGCUUCAGUGGAAAGAACAGAAACUCCCCUUGGACCACCACCAACACCUUAUGUAAAGGGAGCUUCCUGGGGGUCACCCUUCACCACAGCAAGGGAAGGACUGCUACCCAGCCAAAAAUCUCCUACUCUCGAAAAUGGUGCACUCACAGCAGAGGGACUGGUCACAGAAAAGCCAGCUAACACUUCACUUCCUCUGGGAGAAGACCACAAACCAGCUGACUUUUCCUCAGGAAAGUUAGUAAACCAUCACCUUACCGAAGAUCCAAACCACACGAAUAGAACACAGAGUUUAGACCCCCUCCUGACAGAAGAAGAUGCAGCAAGUCUGAUUGCUGAGGGCUUUUUGCUAAAUGCCUCUAAUUACAAGCAGCUCUCCACUCAGCAUGACCACAGCCCAGCGUACUGGAUUGUAGGAAACUGGAGUGAGUGCUCCACCACGUGUGGGCUGGGGGCCUACUGGCGAAGUGUGCAAUGCAGCACCCAGAUGGAUUCCGACUGUGCAGCCCUGCGGAGACCCGACCCUGCCAAGCGCUGCCACCUGCGUCCCUGUGCGGGCUGGAAAGUGGGCAACUGGAGCAAGUGCUCAAGAAACUGCAGUGGUGGCUUCCGGCUCCGAGAGAUCCAGUGUGUGGAUGACCGGGACCGGCGGAGCCUGCGGCCCUUUCACUGCCAGUUCCUGGCCGGCCUUCCACCCCCACUCAGCAUGGCCUGCAACACCGAGCCCUGCACAGAGUGGCAGGUGGAGCCCUGGAGCCAGUGUUCCAAGUCCUGUGGAGGCGGCAUUCAGGAGAGAAAUGUGACCUGUCCUGGAGAUCUGUGUGACUGGACGAAGAGACCCCCGACCACCUCACCCUGCAACAAGAACCCCUGCUGCCACUGGGAGGCUGGGAUCUGGAAGCUGUGCUCUACUUCCUGUGGAGGGGGCCUUCAGAAGAGGACUGUUCACUGUGUCUCUUCAGAGGACAAUGAAACUGAAGACCAUGACCAAUGCAUGUGUGACCAUGAACCCAAACCUCCAGAGUUCCAGAAAUGCAACCAGCAGGCCUGUUGGAAGAGUCCUGAUUUGCUUUGCACCAAGGACAAGUUAUCAGUCAGUUUCUGCCAGACUCUCAGAAGCAUGAGGAGAUGUUCUGUGCCUACUGUGAGGGCUCAGUGCUGCUUCACAUGUUCCCAGACACCCAUCCACAGCCACAGGUCAAGGAAACAGCCGUUGCUCAGCAAUUCCAAAGCACUCUAACUUUAGACCAAUGCUCUUCCCACCCCGGACUGCAGCACCCCGCUGACCCUGGCGUGCCUCAGCUCGGGACACCUUCACUGAGACUUUACUCUAUUUCAGGCCCAACUUUGGGUCAUCAAAAACAGA
This is a messenger RNA of Sorex fumeus (smoky shrew), 4917 nucleotides long. It is a transcript of the gene ADAMTS12, whose product is annotated as ADAM metallopeptidase with thrombospondin type 1 motif 12. Gene Ontology annotation, molecular function: metalloendopeptidase activity. Lineage: Eukaryota; Metazoa; Chordata; Mammalia; Eulipotyphla; Soricidae. The record is from RefSeq and is a predicted model, not a curated record. Gene Ontology annotation, biological process: proteolysis; extracellular matrix organization. The coding region runs from base 1 to 4791 and encodes 1596 amino acids. The transcript has 24 exons. Gene Ontology annotation, cellular component: extracellular matrix.